GGAGUGGAGGGCUGCCGGGGUGACAGGGUGUGGUCUCUGGCGAGCGGGCGAAGCGGGAGAGGAAGGCAGAGACCCGUCAGGAUUGAGGGGGCAGUGGGGGCCAAGUCUGCGUCGCUCGGUGCGGUGACAGCCAGGAGCGCGGCGCCGGGCCGUGUGGCAAGGGGAGUUUCCCGUCCUCUCCUAAGUGGAGACACUGCUCCGAGCUACGCCAGCGCCUUCCGCCUGGGCCCCGGUACCAGACACCUGCCGAGUCCGAAGCGCGGGUCCGGCUCAGCCUCCGGCCCCCAAGAUCUCCAACCUGAACAUAUGCCAGUCGACAUGGGAACACUGAGGCCAGCAAUUUAAGGAUUUUCACAUUUCUUGCAGUGAGUCCUGGAUUUUUGGUCAUAGAUUGGCAGCCUGGAACCCAGCAGAAGCCCAGACUCCUAACAGUUUUUGACAAGACAAACCCAUCUUCUCCAAGGUAGCUAAGUGGGAUUUCUGAGGAGGGGGCUGCCCUGACUUCCUUGUGGCCCACCAUGAGGUUCUUCCUGCUUUGUGUCUACAUGCUGCUCCUGAUGAUUCCUCAGUUGAGGGCCGUCAGCUUUCCUGAAGACGAUGAGCCCCUCAAUACUGUCGACUAUCACUAUUCAAGGCAAUAUCCGGUUUUUAGAGGACGCCCUUCAGGCAAUGAAUCGCAGCACAGGCUGGACUUUCAGCUGAUGUUGAAAAUUCGAGACACACUUUAUAUUGCUGGCAGGGAUCAAGUUUAUACAGUAAACUUAAACGAAAUCCCCAAAACAGAAGUAAUACCAAGCAAGAAACUGACAUGGAGGUCAAGACAACAGGAUAGAGAAAACUGUGCUAUGAAAGGCAAACAUAAAGAUGAAUGCCACAACUUUAUCAAAGUAUUUGUUCCAAGAAAUGAUGAGAUGGUUUUUGUUUGUGGUACCAACGCAUUCAAUCCUAUGUGUAGAUACUAUAGGUUGAAUACCUUAGAGUACGAUGGAGAAGAAAUUAGUGGCCUGGCACGAUGCCCAUUUGAUGCCAGACAAACCAAUGUUGCCCUCUUUGCUGAUGGGAAGCUGUAUUCUGCCACAGUGGCUGACUUCUUGGCCAGUGAUGCUGUAAUUUAUCGAAGCAUGGGCGAUGGAUCUGCCCUUCGCACAAUAAAAUAUGAUUCCAAAUGGAUAAAAGAGCCACACUUUCUUCAUGCCAUAGAAUACGGAAACUAUGUCUAUUUCUUCUUUCGAGAAAUUGCUGUAGAACAUAAUAAUUUAGGCAAGGCUGUCUAUUCCCGUGUGGCCCGCAUAUGUAAAAACGACAUGGGUGGCUCCCAGCGGGUACUGGAGAAACACUGGACAUCAUUUCUGAAGGCACGGCUUAACUGUUCUGUCCCUGGAGAUUCGUUUUUCUACUUUGAUGUUCUGCAGUCUAUUACAGACAUAAUACAAAUCAAUGGCAUCCCUACUGUGGUAGGGGUGUUUACCACUCAGCUCAACAGCAUUCCUGGUUCUGCAGUCUGUGCAUUUAGCAUGGAUGACAUUGAAAAAGUAUUCAAAGGACGGUUCAAAGAACAGAAAACACCAGAUUCUGUUUGGACAGCAGUCCCUGAAGAUAAAGUUCCAAAACCAAGGCCUGGCUGUUGUGCAAAACAUGGCCUUGCCGAAGCUUACAAAACCUCCAUCGAUUUCCCGGAUGAAACCUUGUCCUUCAUCAAAUCCCAUCCCCUGAUGGACUCUGCUGUUCCACCUAUUGCUGAUGAGCCCUGGUUCACAAAGACACGAGUCAGGUACAGAUUGACGGCCAUCGCCGUGGACCGUUCUGCAGGGCCCCACCAGAACUACACAGUCAUCUUUGUUGGCUCUGAAGCCGGUGUGGUACUUAAAGUUUUGGCAAAGACCAAUCCUUUCUCUUUGAAUGACAGCGUAUUACUGGAAGAGAUUGAAGCUUACAACCAUGCAAAGUGCAAUGCUGAGAACGAAGAAGACAAAAAGGUCAUCUCAUUACAGCUGGAUAAAGACCACCAUGCGUUGUAUGUGGCAUUCUCCAGCUGCGUUAUCCGCAUCCCCCUGAGCCGCUGCGAGCGGUAUGGAUCAUGUAAAAAAUCUUGCAUUGCAUCUCGUGACCCAUACUGUGGCUGGUUAAGCCAGGGAGCCUGUGGGAGAGUGACCCCAGGGAUGCUGGCUGACCAAUCAGAAAAGCCUUCUGAUAUUACCCAUGUUAAUGAACAUCUGUUUGCCACCACAGACAUGGAGGUAUCUUCAUCUUCUAUUAUCACAGUGGCAAGUAUCCCAGAAAUUACACCCAAAGUGAUUGAUACCUGGAGACCUAAACUGACGAGCUCCCGGAAAUUUGUAGUUCAAGAUGACCCAAACACUUCUGAUUUUACUGAUCCUUUAUCGGGUAUCCCAAAGGGUGUGAGAUGGGAAGUCCAAUCUGGAGAGUCCAACCAGAUGGUCCAUAUGAACGUCCUCAUCACCUGUGUCUUUGCUGCUUUUGUUUUGGGGGCGUUCAUUGCAGGGGUAGCAGUAUACUGCUAUCGUGAUAUGUUUGUCCGGAAAAACAGAAAGAUCCAUAAAGAUGCAGAAUCCGCCCAGUCAUGCACAGAUUCCAGUGGAAGUUUUGCAAAACUGAAUGGUCUCUUUGACAGCCCCGUCAAGGAAUACCAACAGAAUAUUGAUUCUCCUAAACUCUAUAGUAACCUGCUGACCAGUCGAAAAGAGCUGCCACCCAGUGGAGAUACAAAAUCCAUGGUGAUGGACCAUCGAGGCCAACCUCCAGAGCUGGCCGCUCUCCCCACACCAGAGUCUACUCCUGUGCUUCACCAGAAGACCCUGCAGGCCAUGAAGGGCCAUUCAGACAAGGCCCACGGCCAUGCAGCUUCAAGGAAAGAAACCCCCCAGUUUUUUCCUUCUAGUCCUCCCCCCCACUCCCCACUAAGUCAUGGGCAUAUCCCCAGUGCCAUUGUUCUUCCCAAUGCUACCCAUGACUACAAUACAUCUUUCUCAAACUCCAAUGCUCAUAAAGCUGAAAAGAAGCUUCAAAGUAUUGAUCACCCUCUUACAAAGUCAUCAGGUAAGAGAGAUCACCGGCGUUCUGUGGAUUCCAGAAAUACCCUCAAUGAUCUCCUGAAACAUCUGAAUGACCCAAACAGUAACCCCAAAGCCAUCAUGGGAGACAUCCAAAUGGCCCACCAGACACUAAUGCUGGAUCCCGUGGGACCUAUGUCUGAGGUCCCACCCAAGGUCCCCAACCGGGAGGCAUCACUCUAUUCACCUCCUUCAACACUCCCCAGGAAUAGUCCAACCAAGAGAGUGGACGUCCCCACCACUCCUGGGGUCCCAAUGACUUCUCUGGAAAGACAAAGGGGUUAUCACAAAAAUUCUUCCCAGAGGCACUCUAUAUCUGCUAUGCCUAAAAACUUAAACUCACCAAAUGGUGUUUUGUUAUCUAGACAGCCUACCAUGAACCGUGGAGGAUACAUGCCCACCCCCACGGGGGCGAAGGUGGACUACAUUCAGGGGACACCCGUGAGUGUUCAUCUGCAGCCUUCCCUUUCCAGACAGAGCAGCUACACCAGUAAUGGUACCCUUCCCAGGACGGGACUAAAGAGGACACCGUCCUUAAAACCUGAUGUGCCACCAAAGCCUUCCUUUGUUCCUCAAACCACAUCUGUCAGACCACUGAAUAAAUACACUUACUAGGCAUCGAGUGUGCUAUUCCUGUGUGGCUUUAUCCUGUCCGUGUUGUUGAGAGGAUGAUGUUGUAAGGGUACCUUUAGGACAAGAGACUUGCUUAUAUUUUAAAAGAACCAAGUGGCCAAAGAGACUGUCACUUUGGCAACAUCAGAACUUGCCACAUGUAGCGGCGGCAGCGAGGCUUCUGUGUAUUGGCCUGAAAAACAAAGGAAGGUGCUGGUCAUUCCAUUUCUUUUAUUGGAAGCUAAAGCGAUGUGUAGCUCCCAAGGGCUACCUUACCAGUAUCAAGAGCUGAUACAGUACUCAGAAGAAUCUGUGAACAAAUACUUGAAAAUGGGUUCAAUUUAGACUGCCCUUGUGUGUGGUCUUCCCAUUAAAUGUGAACAUUUUAAUAUGUAUGCAUUCACCUUGCCUCUUGCACAAAUGUCAAAAAAAAAAAAGAUGGUAAUGUCUCAAAGAAACAAACUCGUAGGUUACCAAGCAGUUUGCUAAAAAUUCAGUCUUUGACCCAAACUGUAGCAUUUUUUUCAUAUGUGGCAUUUUUUUUUCAUGCCACCAACAAACUGUGUUGCAAGUAUGUGUGUGCAUGUGUGUAUGUGUGUGUGUGAGAGAGAGAGAGAGAGAGAAAGUUCUGCACCCACUAGGAUGUGUUUAGGUGCCCAUUGUGUCUUUUUGUGCUAUGGAGUUGUUUACAUUGAGCAUGACUGAACGAGACACCAACUUCUUCCUACAGCCCAUUGGGUUCAGCUUUGAGAAAGGAACACAAUCGAGGCUCCUUUGGCUGUCAAAAUGAUGAACUUAAUUUAUGUGGUACCCAAUGCCAGAAUGUAAGAGUUCCAAGUAAUUUUGUGCUGCUAUUCAUUAAAACUUCUAUUCCAGUCUUGCCACCUUAAGAAGCUAGAGAUAUUAUGAGGUAUCCUUGAUUUAUCCACCAGUAUUCGGUAGUAAAAUUUGCCCGUCCACUGUGAAUCAAAGCCUGAGUCACGCUAUUUAACCUCGGACACACCAUGAAGAGUUUAUUUUGAUGGUGUUUGGUUGUUUCCCAUAUGUUAAUUUUUUCCUCCUUGACCUCCUCCCAACCCCCAAGGCAAAAGAAAAAUAGAAAAAUAAAAGACAAAAGAAAGGCAUAUGAGGACAUUGUAAUUGGCUUAGCAGGAAGGGUCAUAUGACCCACCCGUGGUGCAAUCAUGUUGUCUAUGUUGUGUUAUGUGAGAAUUUUCUCCUAAGUCAUGCAGGUAAUGACAAUAUACUGUAAAUACCCCAUGUGAGUUUACCUGAAUCUGUGCAUUUUGUGCCUUAUUCAUGAGAAUGAUAGAAGUACUAAAAUAUGUCAAGUGUUUUCAAUAUAGCACAUCACUUAACUGAGUGCCAGUUGUAAAUGUUUUCCAACCAGCACCUGAAAAGACUUUUCAAAAACCAUAUAAAGCAACCUAGAACAAUUAAUUGUUAAACAACCCCUCUGAAUAGCAGCAUUACCUCCUUUGCCAUGAUAAACAUUCCACUCCUGCUUUCCUAAGGAUGAGACGGUGAUAAUGUGAAGUCAAAUGAGGUUUCCCGGGGAAUGUGACACCUGCGGAAACCAUCUAGAGUCAUUUGUGCAUAGUUUGGCAGAAACCACUUACAGUUGAUGAUGUGCAACCCCAAUGACUAUUUCAGUUAAUAUGCUGCACACCACCCAAUUGUUUAUUGAACCUAAUCUAGAAAGGAACGCGGCAGAGGAAGGCUCCUGACCUAGUCAGACAAAUAAGUUCAACUGAUUUCGUGUGAUCAUGCUGAUGUUACUUGGGGGAGGAUGGGAUGCAGACGACCAGAUCAUUUUUAUACAGAAUGUAGAAUACUGAUGCAGUUAUUCUUUUCCUUUGAGAACAUUGUUUUUUAUAAAGAACAUGAUUUCCUGUGAUCUCUGGAAGCUCAAAAGCUAAAAUGUCUGUUCUUGAAACACUUCUGCUUUGCAACUAAAAUAUUACAGAUUAAUAAUAAAUUAAACCAACCAAUGAUAAACACUACUCAGUCCACCAACAACAAACGUGUUUGAAUUUACCUUACCAAUAUUAAUCCCAGCGUGGUAACUCCGUGUGACCCCAGAUAACAUUUUGUAACAUUGUGCUGCCUUGUAGUUUGUAAUGUGAGUUCUAUCAGUAUUUAUGUUGGAAUUUCUAACAUUGAAUCUAGUCUCUAUCCUGUUAAUUUAAUUUUUAAAUGCUUUAUCCAUUUGUGCAAAGGUAAACACAGAUUGUAUCUUUUUUAAUGGUACGGCAUAAAAAAAAGUAACCCUAAAGUGAAGUGGCUCUAUACUGUUUUAUAGAGUACUUUAACAUGUAUAGAUAUCUUGUAAACUUGUAUUGUGGAUGUGUAAAUAAUAUGUACUUUGGGUUUUUAACACCGCAUGUAAAGUCAAAAUAAAAUAUACAAAUCAUUA
Messenger RNA from Ictidomys tridecemlineatus (thirteen-lined ground squirrel), 6099 nucleotides. NCBI's taxonomy places the organism in Eukaryota, Metazoa, Chordata, Mammalia, Rodentia, Sciuridae. The record is from RefSeq and is a predicted model, not a curated record.